CUUCAUCACCAGCCCCAAGUGUUUCUAGUUCUUCACCCUCCUGCUUCUAGGACCAGGUAUCCCUUAAAAAAGCCAGAGGGGCCGAACCUCAGUUCCCGCAAUGGGCCAAGUGGAAUUUGAGCUGGCCUGCGCCACUCUGAAGCAGUUGAAGGGCCCUGUGAGUGACCAGGAGAAGCUGGUGGUGUACAGCUUCUACAAACAGGCCACCAAGGGCGACUGCGACAUCCCUGCCCCGCCUGACACAGACGUGAAAGCCAAGGCCAAGUGGGAGGCGUGGAAUGAGAAAAAAGGGAUGACCAAGUUGGACGCCAUGAGGAUCUACGUGACUAAAGUAGAAGAACUGAAGAAAAAGGAAAAUGGUCAAGGAGGACAAAGAGUCAAACAAUGAAGUAGCAGGGCUCCUCUGGUAGGGAAAUGGGCUUCUUAAAAGACCUUGAAGACUGAAAUGUCCCGAAACCGUGGCUACCGUAGCUGAGACAUCAAUAAAUCUUUUAAAAACUGCA
Messenger RNA from Myotis lucifugus (little brown bat), 503 nucleotides. Its product is annotated as diazepam-binding inhibitor-like 5. The transcript has a single exon. Gene Ontology annotation, molecular function: fatty-acyl-CoA binding. Gene Ontology annotation, biological process: fatty acid metabolic process. Gene Ontology annotation, cellular component: mitochondrion. NCBI's taxonomy places the organism in Eukaryota, Metazoa, Chordata, Mammalia, Chiroptera, Vespertilionidae. The record is from RefSeq and is a predicted model, not a curated record. The coding region runs from base 101 to 388 and encodes 95 amino acids.